Molecule: messenger RNA, 1722 nt
Organism: Ziziphus jujuba (common jujube)
Lineage: Eukaryota; Viridiplantae; Streptophyta; Magnoliopsida; Rosales; Rhamnaceae
Exons: 10
Coding region: 281-1438 (385 amino acids)
Source: RefSeq, a predicted model, not a curated record
UUUGAAAGAAAUGGCUAAAUUCUUUGGAGCCACAAAGCCAAACAGAAACAGUCCCUUUCCUAGAGGGUUUCUCACUCUUCUUGUGAAUCUGCGAUAGCAUGUACUUCUAUAGUCUCUAUUUUCAGCUGCUUCACUUCCAAUAUUCGUUCACACCCAACCACAUGGAACAUAAGCUUCCUCAUCUUUCUUCCCCUCCACAGCUUCAACCAAACUAUCUGCCUACUUCACUAUUCGAGUACCUUUUACAGGCACUGACUGUGGUCGAGGAGCAUUAAUAAAAAUGUUGCCACUCGCAGUUUCAGCACAUGGGUCCUCCAUAUGCCGACCCACAACCAUACCAAGAUCACCUACUCGACGACACUUGAGGCAUUCAAGCUGUUUUCUUGUCCGACAGAGAACUUUGACCGGCUAUAGUGAUAAACUAGUUGCCCAUAUAUUUAGACCUCAAACUUUCAGACCAUUCAGGAUCAGAAGUCAGGCAGAUGCAGAAAAUUAUGAAUCUACAAUUUCAGAGGACAUUGCGGAUCGACAAGAUAUAAUUGUUAAUGAGGUGCUUGGAAAUGGGAAAAAUACUCGUCCCAGUGCAGGAGUUUCGUUUCUUGCUAAAAUUGCAAUUGCUUUGGGCCUAGCAGCAACUGCCACAGUUAUAUGUGCUGGCAUCAAGGAGCCUGCACUAGGAUCAUCACAUGGAUUUCAGUUUUUUGCUGAAGGUUCUUCGUCUUCCGCGAUGGCUUUACCUGCUGGCUUCACUUUCAAAGCUUUUGGAUACAGAGUGGUUCUUCCAGAAUAUGCUCCAGGGUGGAUUUACUUUUGGUUACUUAUGGCUGCUGGCUGUGGACUUUUCAUUAGUGAAGAGGCUUUAAAUAUUUGGGUUGGCAUAUCUAUAGCACGGAUGCUAACUUUGGAUGGGACAUGGCAGUCUUUUGCUGAAUCUUUUUCCAGGAAUGCUCCAUAUAUAAUAUCAACAAUUCUUUGGGUGUACUGGGGAGUAUGCAUCAGUGACCUGAUUCCAUUUUAUCUUGGGAAGCUUUUCACAAGAUCUGGGGCUUCUGCUGAUGUUUGUUCAAAGCUAGGGAUUGGCAAAGAGAGAGCUCAGAGCAUAAGUCGUGCAGUGCAAAAAUAUGGCAAUCUCAGUGGUUUAGUUGAACGGCUCUCUGUUGGUGCAAGAAAUCCUACAGGUUUUCUAGCAGGGGCAAUGGGUGUCAGUGCAGAAUGUUUCUUUGCCGGAGUUUGUGCUGGUGGCUUGAUCACUCUUCCCAUUCAGUUCGGGAUCGGAUUUCUGUUGAGGCAGCGGCCAUUGUUUGCCCUUGCUACUGUUGCAACAGCUGUGGGAAUUUGGACUGUUUUUCCUUAUGCUGUGGCUGCUUCAACUGCGUUAUACCUUUUCCUGCGGCGUUGGUACUCCACCUGGUCAGAAUCUUCUGAUUUACAAGUUUGACCAAAAAGAAAAAAAGAAAAAAGAAAAAAGGAUAUACAAUAUCAUAGCAGAAUAGAGUUAUUUUUUGGAUGGUUAUGCAAGCAUUUGUUGAAUUAGCCUCCAUUGCCUUCUCUGGGUUAUAUUCUACAAAGAGAAGUGGUAAGAUAAAGAAGAAAAGAAAACACUACUAGUUGUCAUCUCAUUAGGGGAAAUUUAGUCAGUAUUUUAUCUAUUGAUUUCACCCCAAUAUUUAGCUUUUUGUGUAGAACUUUUUGGAGAAACAAAGGAACAGUUGCGUUUGAGCU